Molecule: messenger RNA, 480 nt
Organism: Epithele typhae
Lineage: Eukaryota; Fungi; Basidiomycota; Agaricomycetes; Polyporales; Epitheliaceae
Exons: 3
Coding region: 1-480 (159 amino acids)
Source: RefSeq, a predicted model, not a curated record
AUGUCCAGCACUGCGCCCCGCCCGCCCCGGUUCUAUCUCGGGGACGAAGACGAAUGCGAUGAAGACUACGACGUGUAUCUGUUCUAUCCUUCUCAGAAUCGAGUGUCUCAGUUCUCCGAGCCCGACUGGGACAGCGACGCGUGUUCCGAUUGUUCAGAAGUCUCUCCCCGCUCCUCGACGUCCUACACCACUGAAAUCGACACGCCCCCUGGCCUCUCGGCCUCCGUUUCGUCCCUCGCGUUGUCUCCAACGUACACGGUCGACGAGACGUUCGCCUUUCCCGACGCGGAUCCCGACGACGGCAUCUCGGCGAUGGGGUACAGCAAAGUGUUCCGGGCGGGGUUUUGGGCACAGUCGUGUCGGAUACCGUGGACGUUUGGUGAGGUAGUGGCCUUGAUUCUCGGGCGGUUGCGCCGUUGGAAGGCGCGUCUGAUUCGAACCCAUGCCGUCCAGGAGUCGUCGGCAGCUCGGACGGUGUAG